Raphanus sativus (radish) is the source of this 1480-nucleotide messenger RNA. RefSeq names its product protein IQ-DOMAIN 16. The record is from RefSeq and is a predicted model, not a curated record. The transcript has 5 exons. Lineage: Eukaryota; Viridiplantae; Streptophyta; Magnoliopsida; Brassicales; Brassicaceae. The coding region runs from base 90 to 1358 and encodes 422 amino acids. Gene Ontology annotation, molecular function: protein binding.
UGUAGUAGUUAGUUACAUGAGAGCAACGUCAACUUCACUUAAAGUAGCUAAGUCUGAUCUUUCUUUCCUCACUUGUUCGUUAACUUAAGAUGGCUAAGAAGAACGGCACGUCGUGGCUCAAGGCCGUGAAGAAGAUUCUCUGGUCACCCUCAAAAGAUUCCGACAAGCAGAGUCACCAGAAAGAAGCUGAUUAUAACAAGAAAAAGGAGAAGAAAGGAUGGAUAUUUCGUAAGACCAAAGUCGAAAACACUGACUCUAUAACCGACACGAUACCUAAGGCUGAGACUGAGGAGAAGGACAAACCGGCGGCCGCCGAGGUCGUUAAGCUAACGGCAACUCCAGGUUUUAUAAGACGUCGUUGGGCUACCAUUAUUAUUCAAACAGCUUUCAGAGGCUACCUCGCAAAGAGAGCAUUUGGGGCACUGAAAGGGAUAGUGAAGCUACAAGCAUUGGUGCGAGGUCAUAAUGUUAGAAACCAAGCGAAACGCACUUUAAGAUGCAUAAAGGCUUUGGUUCGAGUUCAAGAUCAAGUGCUUAAUCAUCAUCAUCAACAACAACAACGUUCAAGAGUCUUAUCAUCACCAUCAUCAAACUGUUAUGAUAUCGAAGCAAGACGUAACUCAAUGUUUGCUGAGUCCAACGGUUUUUGGGACACUAAAACAUAUCUUCAAGACAUCCGUAGCCGUAGAUCUCUGUCGAGGGACAUGAGUCGAUGCACCAAUGAAUUCGUGGUUAACCAAGAAGAAACACAAUCAAUUUUGCAGAAGAAAUUAGAGAUUGCUAUUGAACGAGAGAAAGCACAUGCACUUGUUCUCUCUCAUCAGAUUCGGAGUCGCUCUUACCGGAAUCAAUCAGCCGGCGACGAUACGGAGCUUCUAGAGAGAACCAAAUGGCUCGAUCGAUGGAUGGCUACAAAGCAAUGGGACAACACAAUCACAAGAGAUCCAGUAAAGACUCUUGAAAUGGAUACAAACAUAGCCACCACAACACAUCAAAGAUCGUAUCCAGCGACUCCACCUUCAUGCAGAGCCACUAGAACCUCUGGGGUAAGAUCAGCUAGUCCGAGGAUACCUUGUUCUUCGCCUUCUUCCAUGGUUCAGCCGAACUACAUGAGUGCGACUGAGUCAGCUAAGGCUAAGGCACGGACUCAGAGCACGCCACGUCGGAGACCGGUUAUUACGGCGAAGAAACGGUUGUGUUAUGCGGAGGAGGGGAGUUUGAGGAGUCCGAGUUUGAAGAGUGCUUAUAAUGGUUGUCUUUGGGGGGAACGUGAAUCGGAUUACUCUUGUUGUUGCGGUGAUGGGCUCGCCGGAAAAGUGUCGCCUUGUUCUACAAGUGAUCUCCGGUGGUUAAAGUGAGAGACCUUUUUGUUUUUGUUUGUUGUGUUUUUGUAAUAUUAACGAUCAUGAGAUUUGCUUUGUUUAUGAUUCCUUGUGCCAAAAACUGAAUUAGAGAACAUUGAUUCAAAACCUUUUAUAUC